AUUCUUAAUUAUAUGCCUUUUAUUAUGUUGAAGAGGAAACAAAGUCAAUAAAUUAAUUUACGUAAGAAUAAAAAGCAGAUUCUAUUUCAAAAGUGGGAAGAACCUCCCUUGAGCUUUUACAGCUGUAAGUGGAGGAAAUGUCUAUUUAUUGAAGUAAAACAAAAACUGAUUAGAUACGAAGAAUCUAUUUAAGUCCACGACUGCAAAACUAAAUGCCAUAAGCCCAUUAAAAAUCAAAACAUUCGUGAUUUUUUGUUAUCUUCAAGUGGAGAUCACUACAAACGCUCAAAUUCAAGCUUUCCAAUACGUUGGUUCCAGUAAUUUGCGUUUACCGAUUGCGCCUCUAGACGUUAUAAGUACAGUAGCUUGGCUAGUUUCCUUUUAUAUUUGGCGUAUUUAAAUUACCUUAUGGGAAAUUUCCCACGAGACAAUUUAAACAGUCCAGUAAAACAGUUUGGUAAGCAAUCAGGUGUGCACGCGGGUAUUUUCACGAAUCGGAUGGUACAAGAAACCAGAAAAAAAUUGGUCUGCAAGCUGAUAAUGCAAUCCUUUUUUUGCGGUAAAAGUGACGCUCCUCCACUAUUUCUUUGUACUUAUUCCUCACAAGCUCGAGAAAUUUUUUCCAAUUAAAAAAAAUAAUCAAAGAAAGACAAUGAGUUUGGAAAACUAGAUAGCCAGCUCAAUUCACCCUCGAAGAUUGUCUCAGUGCUUGUCGAUUAAACCUGUGUAGCAUUCGCGCUCCACGCGUCAUCGGUGGCGCUGCAAAUUUAUUCGAGAAUGACAGGAACAGUGCUAGACCGGUGGCUGGCUGUUAAGGCCAAGAAGCGCAAGGUCCAAUGCCCGCUCUGAGACAAUGCCUUCUCGGUAGCCCUUUGUGGUCUUCACAAUGUGCAAUCCUAUAACUGGAGGGACAAGCGCCAUAGUGUCCUUGACGUGAUCGCCUACGACCAAUAGCGUUCGCGGUCCAUCAAGCAAAUGAUAAUGCAACUCCAGUGCAAACCACUGCUGCGUCUCGGAAGAUGUUUCGAGGCCGCGGUGGACGAGUCAGGCGCUGCAAUCGCCAAGCCGCUCCUCUUCCAGGGCCAGCAGGCCUUUUGAUGGACUUAGGAGGAAAUGAGGCUUUUCUUUCACCAGAUGUACGUCAAUAGGGAUAUUGUGCAGAUACAGACCGCUUCAGUUCGGUGUCAUCUUCCAGAUGCAAUAACCAGCUAAUCUCAACUGGCAUCUUUGGCAGGACUCGGCAUCGCCGCGCUGAAACUCAGAGAAAGAAGUUAGCCGGAAGAAGGAGAGGAGCAGACAAUACCUCGAGGAUACCGAGGUCGCUACAGCAGCCAGAUCGAGCGAACGCUCGACCACUGCUCCCUUGAGCCAGUAAACUAAGGAGGAGCAGAGUCUUCGUCGUCGGCAGCCUCGACGGCGAAGGCGAAGGCGGAGGCCGCAGUGGUGGCGGCCGGUGCUUCGUCCUUGGCGGCGAGAGGUUCACUAAGCGAUCGCAGAGCCUUGGCGGCUGCCGACACGCUUAUGCUGCAACAAGGCAGCUGCCCGGGCCCAGUGACGCCGCCGGCAGCCAAUUCGAACAACAAUAGCAACAUGUUUCCCCAACAGUACUGCCUGCGGUGGAAGUACCAUCACAACAAUUUGCAGACAAUGUUCACGCAAUUGCUCGAGAGGCAGGCGUACUGCGACGUGACGCUCGCCUGCGAGGGCAAGACCCUCCGAGUCCACAAGGUCGUCCUGUGUUCGUGCAGUACGUACUUCGAUAGUAUCUUGUCGCAGUACGAGGAAAAAGAUCCAAUCGUCAUCAUGCGUGACGUCAAAUUUUCCGACAUCAAGGUACUCGUCGAGUUCAUGUACAAGGGAGAGAUCAACAUCGAGCAUACAAGGCUUUCUUCCCUGCUGAAGACGGCGGAGGACCUGCACAUAAAGGGCCUGGCAGAGGUCAGCUGGCGCAGCGACUCGACGCAGAACGACCUGAGCAACAGCGGCCACAGCCCGGGCUCAGGGCCUCCCGGCGUCGAGACGGUGCUGCGCGAGGGCGGCGAACCGGACGAGCCACCGCCGCCGAAGCAGAGGCGCCGCGGCAGACCGCCCCUCGACGACCCGCCCUCGGCUCAUGACGUCUUCACGCCCAAGAUCACCUGCAUCACCGGCAAUGUAGGCACUGACUGCACGUUAUCUGUUAGCAAGCAAGAGGAGAUGAGCGAAGGCGACCAGAGCUGGGACGACGACAUGAUGGUUCCCGAGAGCAACGAAGCUCCGAUGCCAAUCCUGUCUUACAUGCCGAAAGACGACAGUAUGUCGGACCAGGAGAAAAAAGCGCAACGACUUUCAGCGAACACAGCGACGAACUCGAAUGCCAUGAACCCGCAGGUACCGGAACAGUUCCGCGACGUUAUAAAAAUGAACGACUAUCUGACGACGGGGAGGCGGCAGGAGUUCUGGGAGGAGCCGUUCACGAGGCGCGUCAUGGACGCUAUCAAGAGUAAGGAGCUGGAGAUGAAGACUGCAGCCGAGAUCCUCGGCGUUUCUUACGGCACCCUGUACGGCCGAUACCGCGACAGCUACGGAUGCCUUAAACACCCCUACAGCAAUUUGCGCACGAGCAGAGUUCGAGACUUCUGGUCGGAGCCCGGCCCGGCGGAGAUCUUGGCAAAGCUGCGGCGGAAAGAGAUCACGCUGUUCCGCGCGGCCGAGUUCCUGAACGUGACCGUUCACACGCUCGCCACGUACCUGUCGACGCUCCAGGGUCCGGAUCGCAUCUCGCUGGCGGGUGACCUGAGCGUGGCGGCGGCGGGCGCCGUCGUGCCCAUGGACGUCACGGGCAACAGCGAGAUCGACAACAACGAGAGCAUGAACGACAUCCUGCAGAAGAUCAACGCGAACGUGACCGGCGGCGCGGUCGUGACGGCCGCCGCGCCGGCCACCUCCGCGACGAUAAAGCGCGAGGGCGGCAGCUACUGCGAGCUCCCUGCCCUCGGCGUCGUGCCCAAAGCCGCGAGCAGCGUUCUCGACAACAACCCGGACAUAACGAUCGUCAAGACCGAGGGCAUGCAGCGCAAGCGCGUCGAAUACACCAAGCUCACCGCCACCGAGAACAACAACGCCAAGCUCAUGAGCGGCGGCGCCGUCAGCGAGCUCGGCCAGCCGCAGAUCCACCCAAGCUUGUUGGGGCAGCAGAGCCAGCAGUCACAGCCCCAGCAGCAGAUGGUGACGGCGCAGACGACGGUGCAGCAGCAGCUUCAGCAGCAGCAGCUCCAGCACCACCAGCAGCAGCACCAGCAGAAGCUCGCCGACACGCUGUCGAUCAACAAUGACAUCAGCAAGCCCUAACUGUUCAGGCCGUACUUGGCACCUCCAAACUUCGGCGGUAGCGGCCUCAGAAUCACCAGUGUCCCCGUCGGCGCGCGCUACCCCAACCACCGAAGCAAUUUCAACAACAACCACAGCAGCAGCAACAACAACAACAAUGGCACCACGGACCUCUGCCCACGCACCUUCUACUCCAACGUUUUUGCCAGGUUCUUCGCCAACUGCCAUCUCAAGUAGGGCACGCGGCCUUUUGCAGGUCGCGCGUGGCGCGUGGCAAGAUGCAGUUUUGAACAUUCACAGUUCCUUCGAGAGGGAGAAAGGUUUCGUUGUUGUACGUUGUGCUAGCGUGGGAAGCUGCCUCAACACUUUAGGGUGGAGCGUAGAGCGACAAUACAACUCGAUACUGUAGACGAGCCUUAAAAUUGCCAACGGAGGCUGAUAAUUCGAUACAGAGCCGUUGAACCCAAGUCCGCCAAAUUUACGCGACGUCGCUGCCGAAAUGAAUGUGUCAUGUAUUCCGUCAAAACUGAUAAUACCGCCAUUGAUUUCCUCGUUUGUUAAACGCUCUGCUACCUGCAUUAAUUUAAAUAAGUUAAAUUGUAUAAUCACCGAGGGAUGGAGUCAAAAAUAGAGAAAUAAAUACUCUCUAUUACACUGUACCUUAAAUCGAAAUUGCUCUAAUUUGUUUUUGAUACUAGUGCAACGGAGCUGAUUCUCGUAUGAGAUUGUCGCUCGAGCAGAGCGAGCCUCUUUCACGUGUCUAUCGCACACCGUUUUCCGACUAAGUGCAACUUUAUCGAGAAAGUGCAUCUAAUGGAAGUCGAGUUUCUCUAAUUUAUAACUAACGAAUUCAUCAAAGCGGUAUGAUAAAGUUUCGACAACUGUUGACACACAGCAGAGGUUUUGACGCUUUUAAAAUAAUUUCGGAGUAACGUUUUGGGUGUAGAGAUGGCGAUAAAUAGAGUUUCCCGCGUAAUUGAUGUAAGAUACUGAAACGCAUUUGUUGGGUUUCUGUCCAAACGGUUUAUAUAAACACGAUGAUAUGAGACCGUUGGGAAGCCUUAAGAAAAUAAGAAAAAGAAAAAUAAAAUUAAUUUAAAAAAAGACGCCACGCGAAUGGAAUCAAAUUAAGACUUCGGGUGUCUUGAAGAUCGCGGUUUAACUUUCGAACGGCGAAUACAUAUUUUCUCCCCAAGUAAUCGCGCUCGAACAAAAUAAUUAAAUAAAAGAGAUAUGGGUUUGAAAGCUAAACUGCAAUCAACAGUUCGUCAAAUAAAAUUAUACACGAAAGGAAGAAAUAAGAAGAUAAAUGGAAAUCGAUGACUUAUAUUGCCUAUAAGCGCGUUAGACGGUACAAUUCUAUUUUUCUCUUUUAUAAACAGCGUAGGAUUACUGCACUUAGAUAUUUUAGACAGAACGUUAUUAGGAAUAUACAUGCGCGAGCUUUUUAUAUAGAAAUUUUAAGUGGCUUUUAUUUAAACAAGUAUGAUUAUGAAUCAAGGUUAAGUAGACGACCGAUAGACGAUGAAUUGUCGGAUCAAUGUUAAAGAGACGUUUUUAUUUGAGACACUGCGAAGAAUAACGUCCAUUGUAAAUACUGGUGCAAUAGCGAGACCUAAAAUUAAUCUUAUUUGUCACAAAGUGUUUGAGUACUAUUUUAAACUCUGAAAGAAGUGAAUGAAAUAAACCAAUACGUAUGCCUGCUUUUAUGUUGUGCAAUCGUGUUUAAAUAAAACGAAAAAGCACUUGUCGCGGCAACAAAGGAUAAAUGAGAAAAUUUUAUUGAGGUAAAAAAUUGGAUCGUCGGCAAUGCCUUAAUAAUUCGGAUAUACCAGUGCGCGAUGCGAUUUAGUUUAUUUUUGUUAUAUAACGUGUACAAAAAAGCAAAAAAAAGAAGAUGACGAAGCAUUCGAAAUCAUUAUCUCACAAAUUGAGUUUGUAUACGGCAAAGCAAACAGAGUAAAAAAUAAGAAAGACACGCACGUAAAUACGGUGAAACAAGCAAAGAAAAAUAAGAAUGUUUGAAUUAAAGAAAAUGAUAAGCUGAAAAAAUAAGCCGUAUUCUAGAAUCGUAAAACUUUACUAUACAUUGACUGGAAAUGAGUAUUCCUGUUCGCUGAAGGUAUAACUAAUUAAGAAUCAAGUAUAUAGUAGAGGUAUUCCCAUUGAUAUUUUUGAUGAUGCAAGACUUAGUUGCAUCAGAACAUACAUAAAAAGGGUACUAGUAAAGUAAUCUGAGGAAUUAUAUUAAUAUACUAAUAUAAAUGUGUGUGUCCCGUCUCGAAAGAGAAUAAAAGUUUGUAUUAUGCAUUUUUUGUUACAGCUUAAAGUUGUCUAAUGAGGAAUAACUUGAAAUAAAAUAAUCCGUACACAACCGAAUACACACACACACACACACGUGUAUAACAGUGUAGCGUGGUGAUAAGAAUGUACAUAAAAGAAAAGAAAGUGUAGAUACAAAAUGCAUUUUUCUGUACAUGUUGCGUAUGAGCACUCUAAACAACAGUUUAAUUGUAUAGAAAUCAAAAGUAGCACAAAAAAAAUACAAAAAUGUUGUGUUACAUCAAAUUUCAUAUUUUAUGUGACUGCCUAUUUAUGCUAAGCAUAAUGCUUUUAUCGACAAACAAGAACGAUGUAUUUAUCAUUUGUUUUAAUUGGCUUGAUUUAUUUUAAAGUAAUGCUUUAUUAAUUUUAUUUCUUUCAUCUUAUAUUCCUGAAUAAAUCUUUUGAUUACUUUACAAGGGCUCUCAGUUAUAAUGAUGUAACGAUUAUACUUUUUAUACGAUUGUUCACUUCUCAACAAGUUAUUCGUUAACUUGACACUGGCAAAUAAAAAAUUAAAGAAACACUGUAUAAUGUAGAUCUGCUCAUCGUCACGAAUAAUUUAAAACAUUCGAUAAAACCCAUCUUGUCUCAUCGAAAAACCUGUAUUAAGUAAAUAGUAAGCCUUUCGUUUAAAUAAAAAUAAGACUAAGACAUACCAAAUGAGAAACGUAAGGACAAGUUUUUGUUAGGAUAGUAAUAUCGCAUAUCAAGAGAGCAAGCAAAAACGUAAAAAUAAAAAGUAUUUGCGCUGCAGCACUCUGCAUUGCCUAUGCACGUCUCGGAUGGAGUGAAAACUUAAUCCCGAGAUGCACAAGACCACUCUUACUCUAGCAAGGGUAUACGACUAGAAGUAUUAAUAUUUAAUAUUAAUAAUCUAUAUUAUGCAGACAGUCCACGAUGAUUGGCCAUAUUUUUUAUAUUUUUUCGAACAACCUCGUAUUCUUAUUUUUCGCACGCAUAACGUUUCAUUUGCCAUUUUAUUUUUUUUUUUCGAUUUUUUUACUAUUAUAUCACCCAUGUCAGAUUUUUUAACUUUUCACCCACAAGGAUAGCUCAAAGCGAUAGUCGUACUUUGCUUAGCCUCAUAAGUCUGUUUUAUAUUGUAUUUAUACUUCCUUUCGUUUCGAACAAUAAAGUUUUGACUUUUUUGUUAAGCUAAAAUUAAAUAAAUGUAUGGACGUUGAAGACCAAAUUUCUUUUUAUACAUUCAUUUUUUAAUGAUUAGUUACAUAAUAAGUUUAUUCGAAAGCAUGGAAAAAUUGUAAAUGAAUGCACCUUAAUUAUUUGUAAAAAGAUCCGAUGGUGGAUUUUUAUUGAAAAAAUGUUUUUAUUCGCUUUAAAUAAAUGCCGUAUUUUUUUGUAAAGAUGUAUUUUCAAAAAAUAUAGAUGUAAUGAAAGAAAUCAAGGUUUGUUUUUUUUUAAUCUAUUAAGUUAAACGAACAUUGGUUUUAUUGCUUUGUAAAUGUAUUUUCUAUCUGUCAUCAAUGCGACAAACUUUUUCUCUGGAAAAAUUAAAAAAUUGAAUGUUUUUUUAUUGUCAACAUAUUUAAAACAUCCAAUCCACUCUGUAAAAACGCCAAAGAUGGCCACUCACGAGGACGUCUUUGUAUCAUAAAAAACGCACGCAUUGUUGUAUACUGUUCAGAAAUAGUAUAAAAUAUAAAUGGAAAAAAUGAAUAUAGAAAAAAGAGCGUCGAAUGCGUGUUUGCGUAUAUUACAAAACCAUUGUAUGAAAACAGGACAAGACUAGCCUAUCGGCGAACGAUACGCCACUUGAAUGCGGCUAUCGCACCAUGAGACUAAUAUAUACAUAUAUACACAUAUAUAUAUAUAUAUAUAUAUAUAUAAUGUAUAAUGUAUAUCAUAAUUAUGUGUCGUUUGAUAUAAGCAAGUAAUAAUUAUGUAUAUCAUCGUUUUAUACACAACCUAAGUAUAAACUACGUACACUAUGUACAUUCCUAUAGUAUACACGCUCUCACUCUCGUUACACAUUGCAUUACACACGCGUUAAACGCAUGGACCUAUUAUAUAUAUAUAUAUAUAUAUAUAUAUACAUAACAUACAUACAUAAUAUAUAUUUAUAAUAAUAAUGUAGCUAAUCUGAACGGACCACCAUCGAGAAACACAUCCGUGUAAGCAUCAUCGGUGAUGACAAAUAAAUAAAUUAUAUAAAUAAAUAAAAAUGCGUUACGCGUUACAAUCGGUCAUGGGCAAACGAAAUAUGUUAUACUUCAGAACAAAUAUGCAGAAUGGAAAAAUUGUAUCACAUGUGAAAAUGCGCAAUGAAAGUAUCUUUUUCAAUGUAUGAGGAUGGUUGUCAAAAAUUACCCAAGCAUUGUUUAUUCUGAUCAAAUGUGAAAAGAAUAAAACGUUAUUGUUAUUUAUAAAAAAAAUGUUUACCAAUACACUUUUCCUUAAAGUACAAACCUAAAAAGACAAUUUUAUAUCUUCAUGCAUUGAGCCACUGUCAUCAUGCCAUUAUUUUGUGAAGUAAUAAGUUUUUGCAUAAUUCCAUACAAAGUGCAAUGCUCUACUUUGCCCAUGACUGACUUGACCGAACUUGCAGAGAACCAACAGCCCGCAAAAUGUUUUACCGCUGAUCAAGCGUCUCUCUUUCUCAAUCUUUAACUAUAUCUUGUUCACCCACCCACAGGAUUAUAAUAUAUCGAGUCAGUGUAUAAAGUUACAUUUAAUGCCGUGUGAAUAAAGUGCAGCCAUCACUUAUAUAGAACAAAUGUCAUUCAUCCUUUCAGUUGUAAAGAGUUUAUAGUAUUGCAACGACUUGAAGAUAGAAGGGACUCGACUGACUUCUAUUUGCAACAAAGUAUAACGAUAGGGAUGAACAGUGUAAGCAAUAAAUAAGCAAGAGUUAUUAAUAGUAAAAGAUAAAGAAAAUGUUAAUGUGGUAUGCUCAUCGUUAUUGAACUGUACAUGCAACCUAGAAAGGAAUAUUCACAAAAAAGAUGCAAGAAUCAAAAACAACCGACGUAUCUUUAAUAGAAUUUAAGUAACAAUUUUAAUUUGAAACUAUUGUUUGAAACAAAGUUAAGAAAAUCUAAUUUUUUUACUCAGUUUUCAUAAAGUUUUUGCAGUUUUUAACAACUAUGAAGCAUUGAAUGCAUCAGAGUCAAAUUUUACUUGCUUUUAUUAUCUUUACAAAUCAUAAUGAUUUUAAGGCGUAUGAUCGUAAAAAUACAACAAGGUUCAAGAAAAGCAAGUAAAAUAAAGCAAAGUUACAUUAUAUAUUAAACCAUAAAAGAAGAGGAUAACUAUGAAAACUAUAAAAAUUGUGUAAAUAAAGAAGAUUUUAAUGUGUGUAGUGAUAAAUCUGCUCUUCCAUGCAGAUAAUAUAAUUUUGUUAGAGUCAGUCGAGUUUCCUAUUAUCUUGCAAACAGAACAAGAUCAAAGUAAUUAUUCGCGUACAUGUGCCAGAUUUUGGAUUUGAUGCAUAACACUUGCGAGUCUAUUUCCUAAUGUCAAAAUUAAUGUACAAUUAUUUGCAGUGAAGGUUUCUAAAGGCAGUUUAUAAAGGAAAACGACAUGUGAAUAUUUGGAAUUGUUGAUCGUUAUGUAAAAUAGAAAAUGUGAUUUCACCGAUGAGCGAUAAUCACAAUACAUCUUUUCACUACUAGCAUCCCAAGUACUUUACGAGACUCUGUACCAUUUUCUCCGUAGCUCCCUUUCCAUCUUUCUCUCCUUUUCAAUUAGUCUGAUGGUUCGAAACUUGUCUAUAUUAUCGCAAGUGUUGACACACAAGGUACUCGACAAACUUUGAAGUGUCAUUGUUUAGCCAAAGUUAGAGUGUUUAUCCUUAUUUUUUCCUUGUACUCACGACACAUGUAUGCACAAUUAAUUAUUUACUUUUAAACAUUAGACCUUUUUAUAAUUUAUCUGAUAUAUACGUUAUCAUUAUUAUUUUAUUAUUAUUACUACUGUACCACUACUACUGCUAUUAUUACGUUAUUAUUAUCAUAAUUAUUAUUAUUCGUAUUAUUGUUAGUUCGGUGGUAAUUUUUGAAUAAUAGAACAAUAUAUAUAUAUAUAUAUAUAUAUAUAUUGAUAAAUAUAUGAUUAAGAUCGCAAUUAGAGAUUGGAUUAAAAUGCGUAUAGCAUUCUAGAAGAAUGAUAGAAGGAAUUUUCAUGAAAUGCAUUGAAAAAGCUUUUUUCAAAAGGGUCGAGAGAAGGUCACAAAAGUAGAUGCGAUAUCGCGCUUUGGUAAAGUAAUUCCACGCGCGAUUGGGCUGCUUCGCAGAGAGUAUUCAGUGAAUUGAACAAAAGAAGAUCAGUACGUGUAAAUGUUUGUAAACAAAUUAUGAAACAUUAUUUGUUCAGUGCCUACAUAUUUACACAGUAAUAAUAAAGAUGAAGAAUAGUGAA
Nasonia vitripennis (jewel wasp) is the source of this 10011-nucleotide messenger RNA. RefSeq names its product longitudinals lacking protein, isoforms N/O/W/X/Y. Bases 1522 to 3330 code for a protein of 602 amino acids. Gene Ontology annotation, molecular function: protein binding. The transcript is spliced from 13 exons. Gene Ontology annotation, cellular component: nucleus. NCBI's taxonomy places the organism in Eukaryota, Metazoa, Arthropoda, Insecta, Hymenoptera, Pteromalidae. The record is from RefSeq and is a predicted model, not a curated record. Gene Ontology annotation, biological process: regulation of transcription by RNA polymerase II.